Paralichthys olivaceus (Japanese flounder) is the source of this 4609-nucleotide messenger RNA. Lineage: Eukaryota; Metazoa; Chordata; Actinopteri; Pleuronectiformes; Paralichthyidae. The record is from RefSeq and is a predicted model, not a curated record.
CCUCCACCGCAGCAGCAGAGAGGGUCCGCUCGGCACCGAUGAAACUACUCAGCCACAACUCGGGGUGUAUCUCCUCCUCCCACAUGCGCUGACACGUCUCCAGGUAUUACACACAUCCCGUCGGGCGGCAGCAGCAGGGAGCGUCCACUUUGGCCGGUGUGACACAUAGUGAACACAUUUCCAGAGACGCGCGGAAGAGAUGUUGCUGAAGGAGUACAGGAUAUGCAUGCCCCUCACCGUGGAGGAGUACCGGAUUGGGCAGCUGUACAUGAUCAGCAAACACAGCCAUGAGCAGAGUGAUCGAGGGGAAGGGGUGGAGGUCGUCCAGAACGAACCAUAUGAGGACCCGGCGCACGGCCAAGGACAGUUCACAGAGAAACGAGUCUACCUCAACAGUAAAUUACCCAGCUGGGCUCGAGCAGUGGUUCCCAAAAUCUUCUAUGUGACGGAGAAAGCAUGGAAUUACUACCCUUACACCAUAACAGAAUAUACUUGCUCAUUCCUGCCGAAGUUCUCCAUCCACAUAGAGACAAAAUAUGAAGACAAUAAAGGAUGCAACGACAAUAUCUUCGACACCGAGCUGAAGGAGCAGGAGAGGGAGGUGUGCUUCGUCGACAUCGCCUACGAUGAGAUCCCUGAGCGCUACUAUAAAGACUCUGAGGACUUGCGAUAUUUCAAAUCGGAGAAGACAUCGCGGGGGAUGCUGCAGGAGGGCUGGAGGGACACCCAGGAUCCCAUCAUGUGCUCGUACAAACUGGUCACUGUCAAGUUUGAGGUGUGGGGUCUGCAGACACGAGUGGAGCAGUUCGUACACAAGGUGGUCCGUGAUGUGCUGCUGCUGGGACACAGACAGGCGUUUGCCUGGGUGGAUGAGUGGAUUGACAUGACAAUGGAUGAGGUGAGAGAGUUUGAGCGAGCCAUUCAGGAGGCCACCAAUGAGAAGAUCGGAAUGUUUCCCCCGUCCAUCUCAAUCAGCGAAACACCCCUGUCCUCCUGUGCCCUCAACGGCCCUGCCAGCGCCCCCUCCACACCCAUGUGCACUGAUGCGCCAGAGUCCCUCUCUGUCCCAAAGGACCGACCCCGCAAAAAGUCUGCUCCGGAAACCCUGACCCUUCCAGACCCUGUCCAGAGUGGCGUCCCCCAGGGCUCUACUUUGAGCCCACUUCCCAUUUCGAACCACCUCCAGUCAUCCACACCGCCCACCUCCAACUCUGAUCUUGCGGAGAUGAACAAAUAGUAGUGGGAACUUGGGAUGUCAUACCCCUUUAUUAACUUGUUCCUACAACCCCAUUGUCUUAGUAGCCCAAUGAAAAUAGCCUAAACUCUAAACACCAGUGCCCAGACAUCCAAGUUCUCAAGCCAUAUCCAACAAAUUUCCAUAACCCUGGACAUGCAGCAAUCGCUCUCGAAGUCUUCAUCAGUAUCACUGCUACCACCCGAGCAGCUGUUGGCUCAGCCACCCUGAGGUGGCUGACUUCCUCUUGCUCUGAGUCGAGUCAACUACACGUCUCAGCUAUUACAACAAUCACCGGUGAUGUUGAAUGAAAACAGAGAGAAUCCAUAAUUGCUUCAGUUGAGCAGCAGGUCCUUAUGUUAUAUGAAUAAAAUAUUCUCAUUGUUUCCUCAGUUAUGUUUUCUUCAAUCAGACGAGCUGAGUGCUUUCAAACUAUUGAACUAUCAAGUAGUUGCCUUAGCACCACAGAGCCAGUGGUGUUUAUGAGUUUUGACAUGUGCAAAUGAAUGACAUAUAUUAUCCCGUUAGGAAUACAAUCAAUGACACAAAGUGGAGUAGCACAGUAGACCUAAUAUGUUAGACUAACACACACAGAGAACGAAAGCAAAGUACCCUCAUGAAACUACCACAUGGAAACUGUGUCCAGAGCGUGGAUCAGAUUUCAUCCUUUUCCAUCCCAGACUCGAAUAAACGACAGAUGCAGGAUCCGUACAAUCAUAGAGUUUACACCUCAGGUCUCCCUGACUCUACCUGACUCACACUCCAAAGGCAGGGAUAUUACUGAACCUUUCUCUCCCUGCUUAUUGCCAAACAGCCACAUUUUAUACCUCCACAGAUCUUACAAUACAACUAUUGUAUGUACUAUACCCGCCUACUUAACCCUUAGAUUGUUUACACAUCAGAAACCUCGGAGCGUUCGCGUAUUUUAGGUUAAGCUGUUGUUAUAUAUGCACUUGUGGUUUUAGCAUGACACUUAAAUCGAGUUUGUUCAAGUUUAUUACUGCAUAUAUCUUACUUAAGUUGACUGAGAGGUCAGUAUAUAUAUAACAAAAAAAACUUACAAGUCAAAUGUUGCCUGAUAAUAAUGCUGGAAAUCUCAUGUGACAUAAAUGUAAUCAACUUUUGUCAAAUCAGAAAGUUACUUUGAUGUCACAUGUAGGAACAAGGCCAUCUUGAGGAGUUUUUUCAAAGCAGUGACAGAUCUCUGUGCACAGUGGAGGUAAUGAGAACCCAAAGGUUGAUUCGAGAAAAGGGGCACGUGCGUCAAGCUGACUUGAGUAUGUGCUUUAGCAGCAUAGCAUUUGCAGAAGUAUUGAUGCUUUUGCCAGACCAUCGCUGGCUGUGCUAUUAAAAGCGAUUUUAAGAACGGGAACGUCCUUUGCAGUGACCCAUUGUUUGGCUGGGCCUGUAAUUUCCAUCUGAACAAUAAAGGAGAAACACCUACACAGAAAGAACGGUGAAGCUAUUCUUUGAGGGAAAAAACUCUUUCUAUUCAACGAUAUAAUUCAAAGAAAGGUUUUUAUAUGCUGCAUGGAAUGAUCACAACAUGUAUACACACAAAGUCAAGUAUACAGUGUAUGUGUAUAUACUGUAGAUGGCUGGAUUGGUUCAGUACAUUUGUCAAUGCAACAGUAUAAAAAAAGUGAAUGCUAACUUUGGAAGCUCUGUACUAAUUUUUGUAUAAUAGAAAAAAAGCAGAUUAUGGGUGGAAAUGUAAGCAUGUCCAGAGAAAAAUCCGUAGGACUACAAACUCUCUCAACUCAGUGCCUCUGCAUGCAACAGUUGUAACGUCACCUCCAUUCGUGCAAACCAAAAUCUCUUCUAUAUUUCAUGUCUAGAGAAAACUUAAAUUUAAUUUCUUUGCCUGUUUUCUAUUUCAAAUUUAACCUGGAAUAAAAAUAGGCUCCAGCCGCACACACUCAUCUGAACAACACAAUCAGAUCAAAUCAUAUCAAACAUCGUCAGACUUUAUUGUAACGGGACUAAGUUGUUGUUAGUUUUAGUUUUUUUGGAAAGAAGUAAAACUAUUUUCCCUGUUCAUGCCCAUUACUUCUACCUUCACAGCGCAAACGCAUUUUGCACUUUCCAGUCUUUGACACCUUAUUUGACAAUGAAGGAAUGUGUUACAAUACAGUCUUGUUGGGUUUGUCGGACCAAAGUCCUGUAAUACAGCGUAAAGUGACUUUGAAGAGAGAAGGUCAGAGAGUGGCCUCAGUGGUCUUGCCAUAAAAAUGUUGUUAAUAUUGUGUACAGUUUCUCACUCGCUUUUGUUAAAAAAAAAAAUGAAACAAAACAAACUGUAGCCAUUUAUCUGUAACUGUAGCUUUUGUCUUUGCCUUUUGAGCAUACAAAUGUUAUUAUACACCAGUCAAUGGCCCGUCUGUAUUGAUCUAUAACUUAUAGAUUAUACACACACUGAUGACUCUGGUAUUGCUCAUUUCUCUUGUCAGGAACACAGAGAUCCAGGAAUACAUGUGAUCUCCCACGGGCUAUUAAAGAUAAUGCAAAAUAUCCAAUCGUGCACCAUUAAGCUCUGCUCUGUUUAAAAGAGUAACAUAGUAGUUAUUGUAAAUACAGUUGUCAAUGACUUAUGGAGUAGGUUUCUUACAUUUAGUCUGUUGCAUCGCUGAUGAUGGGAGAUGAAUGAUGAAGGAUGUUAUUUAGCGCAACAUGAGUUAAAGCUUUGUUUUAUCUAGGAGUGAUGUGUCUGUAUCUAUGAAGUCAGUGUCAUUAUUGAGGAUAACUUUACUCUCCUCCACCGAGUGUCGAGGCUCCUCAUCGUAGUGGAGUACUUUUGGCUGCGGUUGCUUUUCAAUGCCCCCUGCUGGGCAAAAUUAUUUGUGCAAGUUGUAAAACCAAUUGAAGCAUUUCCUUUUCUUUAGUGGGGUGGCAGCUUUGACGUUUAGUUGCCAUAUUGAUUAAGAGGUGACUGGCUAUUUUGUUGUUUCUUUUUGUUUGUAGUAAACCUGCUGUACUUUGAUUUUGUGGUUGCUGUAUCAUAUGAAGGAAAAAUCUUAAUUAGUUUAUCUUUUUUUUUAAUUCUUUUUUUUAUAAAAGGACCAAGCUCUUCACUCCUCCUCCCCCUGAUGCUCUUUGCAUUCGGCCAGGCUGUUGUGCUGUCUUCUGAUAACUGGGACCUGUCUCACCAUCCAGGGUCACUGAGUUAGCUGGAGAAUCAUCCAGCCGUCUUCAUUAAUCCUGUUUUGUGAAACAGUCCCCAGAAGUGCCAUUGUUGAUCGGCUGCUGGAAGUCGCUCGUAGUUCUUCCUCUUCUACUAUUAUUGUAUUUGGUAUAUUUUUACUGCCCUUUGAGGUUCAUUCAGUUCUUUGUUGUAAUUAUCGUUUUACUUUUUUUCUGAAAUAGACAAAUAAACUU